Messenger RNA from Toxorhynchites rutilus septentrionalis, 4396 nucleotides. Its product is annotated as box A-binding factor-like. The record is from RefSeq and is a predicted model, not a curated record. Gene Ontology annotation, molecular function: RNA polymerase II cis-regulatory region sequence-specific DNA binding; DNA-binding transcription factor activity, RNA polymerase II-specific; zinc ion binding. Lineage: Eukaryota; Metazoa; Arthropoda; Insecta; Diptera; Culicidae. Bases 636 to 3638 code for a protein of 1000 amino acids. Gene Ontology annotation, biological process: cell fate commitment; positive regulation of transcription by RNA polymerase II; negative regulation of transcription by RNA polymerase II. The transcript has 8 exons.
AGUUCUCGUCGAACGGAUCGCCGCUGAAUAACUACGGACUUUUCCACUGCAACGGUAGAUGGCACUCACAAAUUGUGGCAAAUCACUCGCGUUCUACACUGCCUGCACGGCCCCAUCAUCGAAUCGUUCUCCGAGCUAAACCACUAAACGAUUGUAGAAAGUCCGCAUGGUUCGCUCAAGCUUGUAUUUUCCCCGUCAGUUAUAGUGAGACCCAGCGACGCGACGUGAGUCUUUGCGCGCGAACCGGUGAUUGCGGUGUUCAUCAGUCCGGAAUUGAACAAUCACUGAACGUCUAGGAGCUGCCGAGUGUCCGCCGUGCCUAUUAUAUACGGAGCAAAGGAACUGAUUACGAAAUUCUACUUUUUAUCAAAAUUGUUUGUGGCGAAGAAAACGUGUUUUUAUCUUCAUAUAUUGAUAAUAAAUAUCGCAGACCGUGAGUAGUGUAGGUCGUUUCGGCUUGGAACACAGGAACUGUUUUCUAUGUAAAAUUUUGCUGAUAAAUUUUAUCGCUUUCCGCCGCUAAGCUAGUUUAAACGUGUGUUUGAGAGUUUGUCGCAAACGUUCACUGCGAAUCUUGAUAACGUGUGCUCGUGGUAUCGGUGUGAUCCAGAGGACAUCCCCAAUUUUAUCCGACAAUGGCCGGUAAGGAAUAUUAUGACGGGAACGAUACGACGUAUGAUGUGGCUGGAGCUUCCUUCAAGUUACCAGUUGUUGUGUCACCACAAGCCAGUACACAGCAUAGCGAUAACAGUGGCAGCAGCACAAUCAGAGAGCGGCAGCAGAUUGAUCAUUCUACAAUCGAUAGUGGAUCGAGUACCUCGCAGGAGCGAUCGGAGGAAGUUAGUGAAAGUGCUAACCUUUCUAGUAAACAAACCGAUAGCGAGCCGGCAAGUGGUGUCGUGAGAGAUAAGCCCAGCGCGUUAUCAAUCCAAGUCGUGAACGGAGGUGUGGGUGGUAGUUCCCACACGAAUAGUUCUAUGAUUUACUCAACGAUAAGAUCCAGCGAGGAGCAUGUAAACACUCCAUCAGUGAUUACAUCCAGUUCCAAGCAGUUACAGGAGAGCGCACAGAAAUUCGAAUCAUUAGCAAAUUUAAGUGAACACUCGGCUUCUCCUCCGCGAUACUCAACACUCCAGUCCGUUAUUAGUCCUAAUUUGCACCAACAGGUGAGUUACUUCGGGUACGCUGGUCAAGAGUCCGCGUUCAACAGUUGGCCAUACGAUCUGUCCUACAAGGCAGCGGAGGUAGGACGACACUUGCAUCAACAAGAGCCGCAGUCUGGAAGCGACGAAUGCAAUUUGAACCAUCAUCACCAACACCAGCAAAGAGACGUUUACAGCGGUGACGAUCAUCAUUCGCACGAUCCGCAUAACCAGCAGCAGCAGCAGCAUUCGAGUUUAAAUUUGAACAUCAAUUCAAUUAGUAGUGAAUCGGCAGUCAUGAGGAGUAGUCUGUUGGCGAUGUGCCCGACUUAUCCCUCGUCGCUAACGCAACACGUUGGCGAAGAUUUACACCACCAUGCGGAACAUAUCCACCAGCAUAGUUCUGCAAUCGACGAAGUGAUAGCGGAUACCUUGAAGGAUGAAAAUUGCGUUAUUGUUGACCACUAUCUCACUCUUGGAGGCGCCAGUGUAGUGAUGGGCCACCACGGUGGAACCGGCAGUGCCGAUCUGCCAGAAGAUUCGCCCCAGCAUCAUCAUCAGCACGAGCUGCAUGACUUGAAAGACUACAAUGCGGCAAUUUAUCAUAACAACAACGACAAGGGUGUUAUCAACUUCAACCAUCAUCACCACCAUCAUCAGCAGCAGCAGCAACAGAACGCACACAACGGAAACAGCAGUGGUGGAGAGUCGCGUAGCCCCUCGGGAUAUUCGCACGAAGAACUGAACGGCAAUCUGACAAACCUAACUCAGUUGAUGAACGUUUCUCGCGCUAGUGAUACCGGUUCGUCGACAAGUGUGGCCGUAGUUUCGGGGACUAUGUACCAAUCACCUUCGCCGGUUCAUGACCAUGCGGCGGCCGCAAUGAUGCAGCACGGGACAAGCAUGUACGACACAUUGCAUGGCGCUGGUAUUCCCACCAGCCCAUCAUACAGCCGAUGCAGCUUUCCGUCGGCGGCAUCAAUGCAAUACUUUAACAGCAGCCCGACGCACGAUCCGACGCAUAUGUGGUCAACGGGAGUGACGGGCUUGACCGAAAAUGAGUACCUGAAAGGAGGCCUGCCCGGAUUCCAGCGUAUCGCCUCGAGUACCAAUGCCGCCCGUGCGAACCACUACAACUCGAUCUCGUCCACCUAUGGCCAACAGACUGAACCAUGGCACUACGAGGCCAGCGCGAUCGCAUACAGUGCCGCAACGUCAACCACAACCGGAAACGGUCGUCGAGGCUCAACCACUCUGACGCCAACAACAGCGUUUUCGGCCGCGGCUUCCUUGUCUGCAAUGGGCAUAGAAGCGGACUUGUAUACCGAGGGACGAGAAUGUGUCAAUUGCGGUGCGAUUCAGACUCCGCUCUGGCGUCGGGACGGAACAGGACACUAUUUGUGCAAUGCGUGUGGCCUCUAUCACAAGAUGAACGGAAUGAAUCGGCCAUUGGUCAAACCGCCCAGACGCUUGGUAAAAGAACCUAGCUCAGCGAGGCGCGUCGGACUGCAGUGCUCCAACUGUAACACCACGAACACCUCGCUUUGGAGACGCAACCAGGUUGGGGAGCCAGUCUGCAACGCCUGUGGACUGUACUACAAACUGCACAACGUCAAUCGCCCGUUGACGAUGAAGAAGGACAACAUCCAGCAACGCAAGCGCAAACCGAAAGGCAGCAAAAAUGCCGAUGGAACAACAUCGUCCAACUCCAAGAGUAGCAAUAGCAAUAACACUAACAAUAAUAGCAACGGAAAAAGGAAAAUGUUGGGGAUGACCACCAUCGCCAAGGGCAACGCGAUCGAUGAGCUCAAAUCACUGAAGGCUUCCGUUGGCCAGACGAGCAUCAUUCAAUCCACAUCGACACCGUCGAGCGUCGGCAGCAAUAUUUCCCCGGUCCAUCAGCCUUCCUCGCCAAUGCAUCACAAUCAGCUGUCGCCGAUUUCGUACUGUCAACAGGUGCCGUCGCCGAUAACCAGCACUCCUACCAGUUCGUUCAAAUACUGCUCCCAGAAGGAUGUCUUUAUGAUGCCACCCUUCGGUGCGUCACUAGCGAACGCCAAUGCGCUGGCCAACCAUCAGGUCGCAGCUCAGUUAAGCCCCAUGGGCUAUCAUCUGACGAACAAUGGGUCGUCCAACGGUGCUCUGUUGAGCCCCAAAUAUCACCAGACCCCAUCGGAGUCACCAAGCAGCAUUUACUACGAUAUGAUGUCGGGGGAUGUGAACGGCGUGGAUCAGCACGGUUCGGGGUCGAUUAUCAAGAUGGAGCCCAUGACGGGGCCUUAUUCCGUUUACCAACAAGCGCUCCAUCAGCAGGUGAUCCAGCAGCAUAAUCAACACCAGCAACAGCAACAGCAACAGCAGCAACAGCAGCAUCUACAUAAUCACAGCAGAAGUCCUUCGCUUUCCGAUGAAAACGAUCAAAGCCAUCAAUCACCGGAGAGUCUCGAGAGUAAGCAUAAUAUCACCCGCCCAACGGUGGUUUCCAUGUCCAGCUAAAAAUUUGCUGACGCUGUGAAAAAACAAAACAAAAAAAAGAUAUUCUUGAAUCUCAUGCUCAGAAGCCAAAUGCUGAAAAAAACAAACCAAAAAGACUAAUAAGAAUAGCUAAUCGUUGUUUUUCAUGUGAUGAUUCAACAUGACAAUCUAUUUGAAUAGAGAAAAUACGUUAGGAAGGGUAUGAUUCUGUAGAAUAGCUAGAAUAAGUACAUUUUUUUUAAAUAACUGCUAAAAACUUUAGUUAGAACACACGCUGUUUGACAGUUGACAGUACAAUGCAAAACUGUAAGCGCACCUUCAAGAUUUCACGGAAACGAGUGUGUCAUCUAAUCAGCUUGUUUUAGGAUACUAUCCUCGAGCGAAUUCCCGCCGUAACAUUUUCCAUCGAAAUUUGUUGUACAUAAAUUGUCUUUCUGUUGGCAGUGCGAGAGGAAUUCGAAACCAUAGGUAGUAAAGUGUUUUGUUUAAGAUUUAGACUAAGCCAAUUCAACUCGUUCAAUAAUUUUGUAAAAAACGGGGCUCUCUUAACUCAUAUGAAUACUUCGUAAACUUUCCAUUCACUGUAAGGUGGUUUCUGACCUAGCUCAUUGCUCCUAAUUUGAACGGAUUAGGGAAUGUGCCGGAGGAACCACGUUAAUUAACCUAAGCAAGAUGUACCAACUGUAAAUUGGUAUACCAUAUAUAGAAUUGUUAUUUCUGCGUUUUUUUUGUUAACAUUGAUAUAAACAUAUAAUAAAUCACUGUUUUGCAUUGCAGAA